CCGGUCAGAUACAUGCUGCAGUAGGAUUCCAUUAGGGGAUUCUAGUGUAGACACUAUCUGUCUAACUAAUGAGUGUGUCAGACCCUGUUGAUGAUAGAGCUGACGGUAGGAGAUUAACACGUGCACAGGCACUAAGGGUACCGCACGUGUUCCAGGCCUUGGAGCCGGGAGAAGAAAGACGACUACGUAGAGCCCGUGCUCUAGCGGCGGGGAUAGCAGCAGCAAACGUAGCAGCUAGAGAGCAGGCAACAACAGCCAGAGCAGCAGCGAUGGCUAACGGCGCAAGCUCCGCUGCAUCAUCGUCUGCGUCCUCGUCAGGGACUAAUGGGAGCCAGUUGGGAAUGCCAACGAGUUCCACAAGUUCCUCGGGCACUUUCGGUUCCACAGGUUCUAGACAGUCUUCUAGUCAAAUGGCGGGCGCGCAGUUCAGCCCAUUGACCCCGCGUGAGAGGGAGCUCAGAGAGAUCCAGCAGGUCGAGAGGCUCCGCCGUAAGUUAGAGCAGGACCUGAAAGAUGCUACCGAUAGAGAAAAUGCGAUGAAAACUAGAGCAGCCAGGCUUGGAACUUUAGAGGGUGACAAGGCUGAAUUAGAGGGCUUGGAUGAGUCAGCAUUGACUGACCCGUUGAAAGUAUUGAAGAAGAACAUGCUGUCAUUGCACGCGCACGUGGACAGCAAAUUAGACUUCAUGCAGAGCACUCUAGACCAGAUCCUGGAUGCUUUGACAAGGCCAGGAUUCCGGCCACCAGCACAAUCGUCGUUGCCGUUAUCGGCGAUGUCAGGCCCCUUUCCAGUUCAAGCUGGUACACAGCCUAGUGGUACGUUUGCAGCAGUCUCACAAACUGUUGCAUCUUCUUCUUCGGGUCCAGCGGUGGGAGCUACACCACCACAACAACCUGUUCCUCCGCAGGGACAGCAGCAAGGUCAAUGGUAUCCUAAGACCCCGAUGAAACUGCCUCUUGCCUUCUCAGGCGAGAGAAAGGACGAGGAACUCAACACAUGGUUGAGGACCAUCUCGGUUUGGGUGAAGGCAAAGAGAACCUUGCCUGAGGACGAAGUGGUAACUGUUGCAUCUUACCUCGAGGGUAAGGCAACCAAAUGGCUAGAUGGUGUAGUGAUAAAGGCCGGGUAUGGGAGACGCAUGGCAGACUGGGCUAAGUCAUUGACGUUAGACCAGUUCAUGGAAAUGGUAGAAGCUCGCUGGCAUAAUCCACAGGAGGCACAGAAAGCCACUGAUGCGAUUAACAAGUUGGACCAACGAAAGUUCAAAUCGGUCAGAGAGCUUACGACUACCGUUGAGAGCCUGAUCCUCUACGGUCGGGAUCGCGGAGCGUGAAGCCACGCGCACUCGCGCGCACGGGCGUGCACACCCGUGCACAGUCGCAACGGUCGGAAUCACGACGGGCGAAGCCACGCACGUGCACACUCGUGCACACCCGCUCGCACACCUACGCAGAGUCAAAACGGGGCGCGCGUAGCCAUGCGCGCCAGAAUGUACACACGCGCGAGCGGGGACGAAGAGCGCAGGAGCCACGCGCAUCGUUGCGCGUGGUCGCGAUCGGGACCAGAGCAAGCUAAUCAACGGAACAGCCCCUU
Chara braunii is the source of this 1594-nucleotide messenger RNA. The record is from the annotation of a GenBank genome assembly. NCBI's taxonomy places the organism in Eukaryota, Viridiplantae, Streptophyta, Charophyceae, Charales, Characeae.